Messenger RNA from Neoarius graeffei (lesser salmon catfish), 4840 nucleotides. RefSeq names its product vinculin-like. Gene Ontology annotation, molecular function: structural molecule activity; actin filament binding. Gene Ontology annotation, cellular component: actin cytoskeleton. Bases 128 to 3331 code for a protein of 1067 amino acids. The transcript has 21 exons. Gene Ontology annotation, biological process: cell adhesion. NCBI's taxonomy places the organism in Eukaryota, Metazoa, Chordata, Actinopteri, Siluriformes, Ariidae. The record is from RefSeq and is a predicted model, not a curated record.
GAGCGGGGUGUGUGUGUGUGAGAGAGAGAGAUCCGACACCCUGAAGUUCUCGGAACAGAAAGUAAAGUAGAGGAGAAGAGGCUGGUGGAGACCCUGUGCUUUAGUCGUGCAGCAGCAGCAGCUCAUCAUGCCGGUGUUCCACACUAAGACGAUCGAGAGCAUCCUGGAGCCGGUGGCCCAGCAGAUCUCCCACCUGGUCAUCAUGCACGAGGAGGGCGAGGUGGACGGAAAGGCCAUCCCGGAUCUCUGCGCUCCUGUAGCGGCCGUGCAGGCUGCCGUCAGUAACCUGGUCCGGGUGGGGAAGGAGACGGUGCAGACUACGGAGGAUGCUAUCAUGAAAAGAGACAUGCCUCCUGCCUUCAUAAAAGUGGAGAAUGCAUGCACUAAGCUGGUCCAGGCAGCUCAGAUGCUGAAGGCCGACCCGUACUCCGUCCCGGCGCGGGAUUAUCUCAUCGAUGGCUCACGCGGCAUUUUAUCAGGAACCUCCGACCUGCUGCUCACCUUUGAUGAAGCUGAGGUGCGUAAAAUCAUCCGUGUGUGUAAAGGCAUUCUGGAGUAUCUGACCGUUGCUGAAGUGGUGGAGAGCAUGGAGGAUCUGAUCACAUACACCAAGAACCUGGGACCAGGCAUGACGAAGAUGGCGAAGAUGAUCGACGAGCGGCAGCAGGAGCUGACUCAUCAGGAGCACCGCGUCAUGCUGGUGAACUCCAUGAACACGGUGAAGGAGCUGCUGCCCGUCCUCAUCUCAGGAAUAAAGAUCUUUCUGACGACGAAGACGGCUCAGAGUGCCGGGGUAGAUGAGGCGGUGAAGAACAGGAACUUCACUGUGGAGAAGAUGAGCGCGGAGAUCAACGAGAUCAUCCGAGUGCUCCAGCUCACAUCCUGGGAUGAAGAUGCCUGGGCCAGCAAGGACACGGAGACAAUGAAGCGGGCUCUGGCACUCAUCGACUCGAAAAUGGCUCAGGCAAAGAACUGGCUCAAGGACCCCAAUGCACCUCCAGGAGAGGCUGGAGAGCAGGCCGUGAGGCAGAUCCUGGAUGAAGCAGGGAAGGUGGGUGAGCUGUGUGUGGGUAACGAGAGGAAGGAGAUUCUGGACACAGCCAAAGGUCUGGGACACCUGACUGACCAGGUCGCAGAUCUGCGCGCCAGGGGUUCUGGUACGAGUCCGGUGGCCAUUCAGAAAGCACAGCAGGUUGCUCAGGGGCUGGACAUGCUGUCUGGGAAAGUAGCGAACGCUGCAGAUAAACUGGAGGCCAUGACCAACGCCAAAAACACACUCGCCAAGAAGGCAGAGGCAGCACAGGCCUGGUUAGCUGACCCCGCCUCCGGCCCUGAGGGGGAGGACCAUGUGAAGGCCGUUCUUGCCGAGGCUCAGAACAUCGCGGCUCUGUGUGACGAUCCGCGUGAAUACGACGACAUCCUGCGCAAUGUGAAUGAAAUCGGCGCUCUCACCGCCAAACUCUCGCAGCUCCGCAAAGCGGGUAAAGGUGAUACCCCUGAGGCUCGUGCCCUGGCAAAGCAGAUCGCCACGGCUCUGCAGAACCUGCAGUCCAAAACGAACCGUGCCGUAGCGAACACUCGUCCAGCCAAAGCGGCCGUUCACCUGGAGGGUAAGAUGGAGCAGGCGCAGCGCUGGAUCGAUAACCCCACCAUGGAGGACGGAGGAGUGGGUCAAGCUGCUAUUCGUGGGCUGGUUGCCGAGGGGCGUCGCCUUGCCAACGUGUUACCUGGCUCCCAGAGGGCGGAGCUUAUGGGAAAGUGUGAGCAGGUGGAACAGCUGAUGGGACAACUGGCUGAACUGAGUGCGCGUGGACAGGCUGAUACACCCCAAGCACAGGCACUCGCUCAGCAGCUCCAACACGCACUGAAAGACCUUAAAGGCAAAAUGCAGGAGACCAUGACACAGGAAGUGUCUGAUAUCUUCAGCGACACGACGACGCCAAUAAAGCUGCUGGCCGUGGCUGCGACUGCUCCACCAGGCACACCCCACAGAGAGGAGGUGUUUGAGGAGCGAGCGGCAGGGUUUGAGACUCACGCCGCGAGGUUGGGGGCGACAGCAGAGAAAGCAGCUGCAGUGGGAACGGCCAAUCGCGGUACGGUGGAGGGAAUCCACGCUGCCGUCAAGUCCGCCAGAGACCUUACGCCUCAGGUGGUGUCUGCUGCUCGCAUCCUGCUGAAGAACCCCGGGAACCAGGCUGCCCACGAGCACUUUGAGACCAUGAAGAACCAGUGGAUCGACAAUGUUGAGAAAAUGACCACUCUGGUGGAUGAAGCGAUAGACACGAAGUCUCUGUUGGAUGCGUCCGAGGAGGCCAUUAAACACGACCUGGAGAAAUGUCAUGUGGCUAUGACCAAUCAUCAGCCUCAGAUGCUGGUUGCCGGGGCGACGAGUAUAGCGCGGAGAGCCAAUCGGAUCGUGCUGGUGGCGAAGCGGGAAGUGGAAAACUCCGAGGAGCCCAAGUUCAGAGAGACACUGCGGGAGGCGGCUAAUGAGCUCAGCGCUUCAAUAUCGCCCAUGGUGAUGGGGGCCAAGGGCGUGGCCAACAACAUACAGGACCCGACUCUACAGAAAGGCUUUAUGGACUCGGGUUACAAGAUUUUGGCGUCAGUAGCGAAAGUGCGUGAAGCUUUUCAGCCUCCGGAGCCUGAUUUCCCUCCUCCUCCUCCUCCAGACCUCCAGCAGCUCAGCAUUAACGAUGAGGGCGCCCCCCCAAAGCCCCCCCUGCCUGAGGGUGAAGUCCCGCCCCCAAGGCCGCCGCCUCCUGAGGAGAAAGAUGAGGAGUUUCCUGAGCAGAGAGCCGGAGAGAUGGUCAGUGAGCCCAUGAUGGUGGCGGCGCGGCAGCUCCACGACGAGGCCCGCAAGUGGUCCAGCAAGGGUAAUGACAUCAUCGGUGCAGCGAAGCGCAUGGCCCUGCUGAUGGCGGAAAUGUCUCGGCUGGUGCGAGGAGGCAGUGGAAACAAGCGCGCGCUCAUCCAGUGUGCGAAAGACAUCGCCAAGGCUUCAGAUGAGGUCACACGGCUCGCUAAGGAGGUGGCCAAGCAGUGCACAGAUAAACGCAUUCGAACCAACCUGCUGCAGGUGUGUGAGCGGAUCCCCACCAUCAGCACUCAGCUGAAGAUUCUCUCCACAGUGAAGGCGACCAUGUUGGGACGGACAAACAUCAGUGAGGAGGAGUCUGAACAGGCGACGGAGAUGUUGGUCCACAACGCUCAGAAUCUGAUGCAGUCGGUGAAGGAGACGGUGCGUGAGGCCGAGGCAGCGUCCAUCAAGAUCCGCACGGAUGCCGGCUUCACACUGCGCUGGGUCCGGAAGACCCCCUGGUACCAGUGAGGAGGGACACACACACACACACACACACACACACACACACACACUCGGGUCCAGUCCCAUCUGAUGAGCAGCGGUUCCACUUUCACUUCCUUUUCUAUCGUUUGUAAUAAAACUGCAGGUUUUUUUCACUCAGAUCUCGACUCUAUCUUUUUUAUAUUUAAACCCUUUAAUGCUGAAUUUUUUUUAUUCUCUGAAUUAUGGACCUGUUAAUAACUUUUCUAAUGUGUCUGAAUGUCAUGAUGAUCAUCAGAACGUUGAGUUUUUUUCAUCUGUGCCAGAAACACAAUGUCUGCUGAUAUAAAUGUCUGAAAGUGUUAUGAUGAUGUAAUCACAUUUUCUCAGAGCUGAAUUGAAAAUGCACUACAUUUUAUUUGGAGCUUGGCAGCAUUUUUUUUUUUUUUAAUUUACAUUAUUUAAAGCUGAGGUCUGUAACAUUUUACACAUUUAAUCAGAGUAACAGUUCAAUCAUUUCAAAGACGUGGAGAUAAAACUUGUUUUCCAUGUCGCACAUCUUGUACUUGUUUUUCAUUUCAAGUUUUUGUUCACUUUUUUUUUUCUGGCCCUGAAAUUAGCUCUGCCCACAUCUUGAAUGAAGCUGCUCAGCUCUACCCACUUUUAUUCGAAACAUUACAGUGCCUGUACUUUUAAAUGCUGCUUCAAAAGAGUCGUCGUGUUGCUUCUCAGCUUACAGUGGCGCUGAAAAACUGUUCAAAAUACGAGAGGAGAGAAGUAUAGUUUCAGAAAGAGUGGAGUAAUGAUGAUAUCCAUCGUUCAUAAUGAUCGAAUAUUAUGUUCGAUAUUGCUGGUUUUCAUGACGUUACCUGGUUCUAUAAAAUAUCCCAUCCCAUCUCAUUAUCUCUUACAGGAAAAACACACACACACACACACACACACCUGAAUAUUCUGUGGAGUCGUCAUGGUUGUGUCCCAAAAUGCAUAUUACUCAUUUACUGUAACUAUGGCAACGUGUGCAUGUGUGUAUUUACUUCUGAUACUAUCUAUUAGGUUUCUGGUCUUUGGGACGCAGUCAGAUUGUGUUUUUGUUUAUCGUGUCGCUAAUCAUCGACAUGCGCCUGAGGUUAGGUAGAUGUCAGAAUAUUCCAUGCUGGAGUUCUGGAAACAGAGCUGAGGGUUUUAUCUCCUGUGCAAACGUGGCAUUUUAUUUGGAUUAUUAUUUUUUUUAUCAUCCUUAUAUUUGAGGUAUUAUUUUUAAACUAAACACCAUUUAUAAUAACCGUAAUAAGCCUUUGGCUUGGUGCUUUAGUAGUGUCUCUUACACACACACGCGCACACACACGCUGUUGAUUCUCCUGCACACUCACUGAGCUGAACACACUAACACACUCGUGUAUGAGUGUUUAUAAAGUCUAUGCAUUUCUCACUGAUGGUAAUUGUUGUUUUUUUCUGUUGUUGUUGUUUGAUUGUGAGUAGUGUGAAUGUAAAUAAGAUCAGUGUGUGAUGUACCGCUCGCUCAUGUGCCUUAUAUUAAACCAACACACCACUUCUCAA